AUGGAAGGAAAUGGAGGAGCCGAAGCAGUGAUAAAUCUGGAAACUGGAUCUUCGUUGCCGAUUUCGUAUCACCCCUGUUUUGGGCCUCACGAGGAUCUACUCCUUCUCGAAGCCGAUAACAAUCUCAUCUCAGAUAUCUUCAACAAUCGAGUAACAUUGAGAGGACUUGCUGAUGAAGACGCUGUUCUUUGCACCAAAUCCAAAACUUACGCCGUCAAAUUCGUCGGCAAUUCCAAUUCCAUGUUCUUAAUCCCUCCGGCAAACUUCCCCGGAGAUAACGAUAACGAUAAAGUAUCAUCAUCGGUCAUCAAAAUCGCUUCUGGUAACAUGGAGCUCGUUGAGGUUUCUCCAAGACUUGACAAACUCAAGAACCUUCUCUUGGAGAAUCCUUAUGGUGCUAGUGAAGUGGACGAGGACGACGAAUUCGGAAAGAGAGAUGUAGCAAAGUUGUACACGUGGAGAGAUUUGGUUAACGUGAUUCAAGCGAGCGAUGAGGAGUUACGAACCGGUUUACAGAGUCUCUCCGCUAUUGAGAUCGAUGGUUACUGGAGAGUUGUGGACGAGAGUUACCUAGACAUGAUGCUGAGGAUGCUGAUUCACAACUGCGUGCUUAAAGAUUGGUCUUUUGAUGAUCUUGACGAAGACGAAGUUGUGGAUUCUUUGGUAGCUGAUGAGUUCUCUAGAGACCUCGCGAGUCACUGCUUGCGUGAGUUUGGGUGUAAGGUGGAGGAAGGUGGUGAGAAGUGGAAGCUGGAGGAGAAGAUUGUGUGUUUGCAUUUUGCUAGACAGGUGCUGAGAGAUGAGAAGAUGAGAGUGGAGAGUUUCAUGGAGGAGUGGAAGAAGAAGAUUCCUGAUGGGAUUGAAGGGAGGUUUGAGAUGCUUGAAGGUGAGGUUUUGACUGAGAAGAUUGGGAUUGAGACGAGGGUUUAUGUGUUCAGUGUGCGUUCGCUGCCGUCGACUCCAGAGGAAAGGUUCUCUGUGUUGUUUAAGCAUAGACCGAAAUGGGAGUGGAAAGACUUGGAGCCUUACUUGAGGGAUCUUCAGGUUCCGAGACUUUCAAUGGAAGGUUUGCUUUUGAAGUACACACGGAGAGCACAACCUAGAGCUGAUUCACAACCUGUCUUUAGUGCAAGAUAG
This is a messenger RNA of Microthlaspi erraticum, 1137 nucleotides long. Lineage: Eukaryota; Viridiplantae; Streptophyta; Magnoliopsida; Brassicales; Brassicaceae. The record is from the annotation of a GenBank genome assembly.